Molecule: messenger RNA, 1350 nt
Organism: Schistosoma margrebowiei
Lineage: Eukaryota; Metazoa; Platyhelminthes; Trematoda; Strigeidida; Schistosomatidae
Source: the annotation of a GenBank genome assembly
AUUCACUACUUUCAAGGUCGAACGGCAGCAAACCUUCAAAAAUGUUUAUAUUUUUGUUUCCUGUUUACAUUUUAUUGCUUUUCUACAAGAAUGAAGUAUUGGCUAUUCGAUGUUAUCAGUGCGAUAGUAAUGAAGAUGAUUCGUGUCCAGCCGGAAGAUUUUUCGAUACUAGACUUAAUGCAAUGAUAGAUUGUGGUAGUUUUUUAUCACAUUCACCCGGAACAUUUUGUGUAAAAAUUUAUCAAGAAAGCACUGGUUGGCAUUCAUGGAUAAAAGUCACACGGACUUGUGGUGCACGAACUGACUAUGGUUUAGCCUGGAGUUGUCGUUAUUGGUUUGAAGCACAAGGUGUUUACAAAGAAGUCUGCUACUGCCAAGACAGAGAUGGUUGUAAUAAAACUACAACACUAUCCAUGAAUAACAAAGUUAUUUUACUCUUGACACUAUUUUUGUGUUUUAUUUUAUCAACAAAAUCGAUUUUUUUGUAAAUAAUCUUUUAUUAAGCUAUUCAAACUUUACAUUGUAUAUCAUUUGGCUUUUAGUUUGCUGUAGAGAUUUCAAAACAUUUAAAAUAUGUAAAGAAACUGUAAAUCAGUUCAUAAAGUUGUAAAAUUUCAUCAGCUGAUGAAGUUAAGUUAAAUGCUACACAUAUUCUUCCACUAGAUCCAUUAACAUACUUUGCUGAAAACCAUGAAAAUAGCUUUUUAGAUGAAUUCAUAUAGUCAUAUCAGAAUAUGUCAUUAGCUCAUGAAGUUAUUGAAUUUAGAUAUGAAAUUUCAUUAUAGAAUGCUACGGAGUUUUUUUAAUCUGAAAUUUCACACCACGUAUUAAAUUUGGUUGGACAACCAUUAAAAACCUAAAAGAAACUUGAUAGAUGUUUCAUCCAAAUUUGGGACUUCGUAACAGUGAAGUCACGCUCUUUCCAAUGAUCGAAUCCAGAAACGUCAGGCAUCACAGGGAGCGCCUAGCUUCUUAUUGGUUCACAUUCCUAAUAACAAUCAAUUUGUAUUAUUACCUGAUUGUCAUUAAAUGUAAUUAUUUAUCUCAUAUCUGACGUCGGAAAACUUCAUCGAUUACUUCAGCAAUUUUCUGUUAGCGUUAUACAUUUAUCACCACAUGACAAUUGUUGUUAUUGUGUUGCGGUGAUUUUAAAUGUAACAACUGUGAUAUAUCGUCAAUGGCGAUGACUGAACACUUAAAACUUCGCGGAUAACCUCGGUUAACAUUUCAUUAUUGGAUGGUUGAAUUUCACAAUUUGAUCACAAUGUAAACAUUUCAAAUUUAACAAGAAAAUGAAUUCAAUACCUGUAUUUGAGAAUAUUUUAUUUCAUGGAGUUCGACCUACUGAAG